Messenger RNA from Danio rerio (zebrafish), 2755 nucleotides. NCBI's taxonomy places the organism in Eukaryota, Metazoa, Chordata, Actinopteri, Cypriniformes, Danionidae. The record is from RefSeq and is a predicted model, not a curated record.
CUGUAAAUUAACUUGACUUUGUGGCCUGCCCUAUGAUGUCAGAAUCACUCAUCCAUACUCAUUAUGGUUAUAAAAGUUGUCAUAUUGUAUUAAGUCAGGUGCAUUUGGCUCCAUUAAACAGAAUUGUUUCAAUGUCUGUCUUUCUAUACACUGUGCUUAUCUUUAUAUUUUAUACAAAGGCAGAGAAUCCUCUUUGUCAAAUGAUGGGAAAUCCUAAAUUUCCGCUGCUAUCUAAGGAUGGAGAUGUAAAUAUCGGAGCAAUUUUUUCAGUCCACAGCACAGAGAUAUUAACUUCAUUUACAUAUACACAAAAACCCCAGCUUCUAUCAUGUUCAAGUGUGAGUUUAAGAGAUUUUCGAAUGGUUCAGACCAUGAUUUAUGCCAUUGAGGAGAUUAAUAGAAGUUUAGGUUUGUUACCAAAUAUUACAGUUGGCUACCAAAUUUAUGAUGCAUGUGGUUCCAGACUGUCUGCUAUGAGUGCAACUAUGGCAUUGAUGAAUGGUCCAGAAUUUACAUGGAGAGACAGAUGCACUGGGCAGUCUCCUAUACAUGCUAUAAUAGGAGAAACAGAGUCUUCUGCUACAGUGAUUCUUUCCAGAACUACUGGACCUUUUAAAAUUCCGGUGAUAAGUCCCUCAGCCACGUGUGAAUGUCUCAGCAAUAGGAAAGAAUACCCCUCUUUCUUUCGAACUAUUGCUAGUGAUUACCACCAGAGCAGAGCACUUGCAUACAUAGUCAAGCAUUUUGGGUGGUCUUGGGUGGGAGCUGUGAACACGGAUAAUGACUAUGGAAACAAUGGAAUGACAACCUUUCUCAAUACAGCUCAGGAGGAAGGAAUUUGUGUGGAGUACUCUGUAAAAUUUUACCGAACAGAACCAGAAAAACUCCAAAAAGUUGUUGAGACAAUAAAGAAAGGAACCGCCAAAGUCAUUGUUGCAUUUCUUACCAGUUCUGAAAUGUACAAUCUACUUGAACAACUUAGUAUUCAGAACAUUACAGGUCUCCAAAUGAUUGGAGUCGAGGGAUGGAUAACUGCAAAGAGUUUAAUUACGCCAAACAGUUUUCAUGUGCUUGGAGGGUCGCUGGGAUUUGCUGUGAGAAAAACUGCUAUUGAAGGAUUUGCAGAUUAUGUCAUAAAAUCAUUCUGGGAAACAGCUUUUCCAUGCACAAUGACAAUUGGGAAUUCUUCCCAAUAUUCUUUAAGUUGUGGUAUAUAUCAGGAUCUACUGUUGCUAAAGAACUACAAUGAAGAUGUACCUGAACAAAGAUAUUCAACCAAUGUCUACAAAGCAGUAUAUGCUGUAGCUCAUUCACUACACAGUCUACUCAAAUGCAAAGAAGACGGCUGUAAAAAAGGUCUUGCAAUACAACCACAGCAGGUUGUUGGGGCUCUGAAAAAGAUUAAUUUCACACUUAAACUGGGAGAUAUUGUGUCAUUUGACAGCACUGGUGCCACAGUAGCCCAAUAUGAAGUUGUGAACUGGCAGAAGGAUGCAAAUGAAUCAAUUAAGUUUAAACCAAUUGGGUACUAUGAUGCCUCACUGCCUCCUCACCAGCGAUUUGUGCUUCACACUGAAAACAUAAUCUGGGCUGGAGGACAACUGGAUAGGCCCAGGUCUGUGUGCAGCGAGAGCUGUCCUCCAGGCUCUAGGAAGGCUGCUCAGAAAGGGAGGCCUGUCUGCUGUUAUGACUGUAUCCCAUGUGCAGAAGGAGAAAUAAGUAAUCAGACAGAUUCAAAUAACUGCAAACAAUGUCCAGGGGAAUAUUGGUCUAAUGCUGAGAAAAAUAAAUGUGUUUUAAAGGAUGUAGAAUUUCUGUCUUUCACAGAAAUUAUGGGUAUAGUUCUAGUCAUCUUCUCACUGUUUGGUGCAGUAUUAACUGCGCUAAUGGCCAUCCUGUUUUACCGUAAGAAAGACACUCCAAUAAUAAAGGCCAACAACUCAGAGCUGAGCUUCCUGUUGCUCUUCUCAUUGAUUCUAUGUUUUCUGUGUUCUCUUACUUUCAUUGGUCGCCCCACUGAGUGGUCCUGUAUGUUGCGUCACACUGCAUUUGGAAUCACUUUUGUCCUGUGUAUAUCCUGUGUUCUGGGGAAAACAAUAGUGGUGUUAAUGGCCUUCAAAGCUGCACUUCCAGGAAAUAAUAUCAUGAAGUGGUUUGGUCCUGUACAACAACGACUAAGUGUAUUUGCUUUGACACUUAUACAGGUUCUUAUAUGUGUGCUGUGGCUAACAAUGUCACCCCCAUUUCCCCACAAAAAUUUAAAAUAUUAUCAAGAAAAGAUUGUUCUUGAGUGCAAUUUGGGUUCUAAUAUAGGUUUCUGGGCUGUGCUUGGUUAUAUUGGCCUACUUGCUGUCUUGUGUUUUAUUCUUGCUUUUCUGGCUCGCAAACUGCCUGAUAACUUCAAUGAAGCCAAAUUUAUAACAUUCAGUAUGCUCAUAUUCUGUGCAGUAUGGAUCACAUUUAUUCCAGCUUAUGUCAGUCCUCCUGGGAAAUUUACUGUAGCUGUGGAGAUAUUUGCCAUAUUAGCCUCAAGUUUUGGUUUACUAUUCUGCAUUUUUGUACCUAAAUGUUACAUAAUCCUGUGUAAACCUGAAAAAAACACAAAGCAACAUCUGAUGGGAAAGGUUUUGAUGUAAACUAUAUUCAGAAAUUAAAAAAGAUAGUUAUAUCAACAUUACAAUGUUUUGUUUACAUUAGUUUACGCAGAUAAUUUAAAAGCCUUGAAACAUUUACAAAUAAACUGAAUUAAAGGGGA